Messenger RNA from Eruca vesicaria subsp. sativa (arugula), 933 nucleotides. NCBI's taxonomy places the organism in Eukaryota, Viridiplantae, Streptophyta, Magnoliopsida, Brassicales, Brassicaceae. The record is from the annotation of a GenBank genome assembly.
AUGGAGAUGGAGCCAGCAAAGGUUCAAGAAGCAGGGAAAUCUCUAUUGAAAAUAAGCGUUUUCUUAAGUGAUUUCUUGUUGGAGUUUUGUCAAGAAACAACACAUCACAUCUUCACAGAAGAUGGUGAAUACGCUGUUCCCCCAUCGACACAGCUUCGUGACUUUCUUCUCAACAAUCUAAGUGUCACUCAUCAUCCUCUGGAACCAAACGGUGUUUUCGACUUCUUGGUAACCAUCUUGAAGCUUCUACCUCUCUGGAGAAGUGGAAAUGGCGAAGAAGAAGAAGAGUCUCUGAGUUCUAAAUUUGAAGUGUACGCAGUGGUGAAAAAGAUUUGUAACAGGUGCAGGUUGGUUACGGAAUAUCCGUCUGCAUUUGAGGAUUUGACGUUUGAGAAGAUCCUUAAGUUGGAGAGAAUCACUUUGAUGAUGCCUUGUGACAAGGAAGGUUGUGGAAAACGAAACUAUGUUGAACGUGUGAUCAAUAAACUUCCAUCUGUUUUCACAAUUGGUAAACACCCUAUCAAGUUUAUUUAUUUCGUUAUUACGAAGGAGAAGUUAGUUUUUGAGUUGUUUAUAGCUCUAGAGUGGGAGAACAAUGAGACUGAAGAAGAGAUACUUGCUACCACUUCUGUUCUCGCUACUGAAAUUGAUAUUAGUAAGAUAUACAAGUACCAAGGAGACAGUAUAUUCACUAAAUACCAACUUGUGUCAAUGGUUUGCUUGUGCGGAGAUCAAUACAGUUGCGUAGCAUAUGAAAACAAUAGAUGGAUCAGAUACUUUGCUUCUAAGAAAGAGGUUCUUGGAGACUGGGAUACUGUUGUCAGCGUUUUUUUAAAAGUGAAGGUUCAACCCGUGAUUCUAUUUUUUGAAAACGUUAUGGGGAGAGAUCAGAUUGUGUACGGGAGCUUGGGGAAUUUAUUUGAAGACUAUUGA